AGGCAGUGAGCGAGCGAGCGCGGGCGGCAUCGCAGUCUGCAUAAGUUUGGGACUUGUUCGCCUGGACACUUCGCCGCGCCAACGCCUGGAGAGGAAAGCAGGGGCGGCCCGGCCGCGGCGGCCCGGCUUUGUCAUGAUGACCAGCUACUCUGAGCAUGAGGACUCCGCGGGGGCCCUCCUGGCCCCGGAGACUGGCCGCGCAGCCAAAGAGCCCGAGGCGCCGCCGCCGAGCCCAGGCAAGGGCGGCGGCGGCGGCGGCGCCGGGACUGCCCCAGAGAAGGCCGACCCGGCGCAGAAGCCCCCGUAUUCGUACGUGGCGCUCAUCGCCAUGGCGAUCCGCGAAAGCGCGGAGAAGCGGCUCACUCUGUCCGGUAUUUAUCAGUACAUCAUCGCCAAGUUCCCAUUCUACGAGAAGAACAAGAAGGGCUGGCAGAACAGCAUCCGUCACAACCUCAGCCUAAACGAGUGCUUCAUCAAGGUGCCGCGCGAGGGCGGCGGCGAGCGCAAGGGCAAUUACUGGACUCUGGACCCAGCCUGCGAGGAUAUGUUCGAGAAGGGCAACUACCGGCGCCGCCGCCGCAUGAAGCGACCCUUCCGGCCGCCGCCCGCGCACUUCCAGCCCGGUAAGGGGCUCUUUGCGGCCGGAGGCGCCACGGGCGGCUGCGGCGUGCCAGGAGCCGGCGCCGAUGGCUAUGGCUACCUGGCGCCCCCCAAGUACCUGCAGUCUGGUUUCCUCAACAACUCGUGGCCGCUGCCGCAGCCGCCCUCGCCCAUGCCCUACGCCUCCUGCCAGAUGGCGGCGGCCGCAGCAGCUGCAGCAGCGGCGGCCGCUGCUGCUGGCCCGGGUAGCGCCGGCGCAGCCGCGGUGGUCAAGGGGUUGGCUGGCCCUGCUGCGUCUUACGGUCCGUACUCACGCGUGCAGAGCAUGCCUCUGCCCCCAGGCGUAGUGAACUCGUACAAUGGCCUGGGAGGCCCUCCGGCCGCGCCCCCGCCACCGCAUCCCCAUCCGCACCCGCACGCACACCAUCUACACACGGCAGCCGCACCCCCGCCGGCCCCACCGCACCACGGUGCAGCCGCGCCGCCCCCGGGCCAGCUCAGCCCCGCCAGCCCGGCCACUGCUGCGCCCCCGGCGCCCGCGCCCACCAGCGCACCGGGCCUGCAGUUUGCCUGCGCCCGGCAGCCAGAGCUCGCCAUGAUGCAUUGCUCUUACUGGGACCACGACAGCAAGGCUGGCGCUCUGCACUCGCGCCUGGAUCUCUAA
This is a messenger RNA of Orycteropus afer afer, 1264 nucleotides long. RefSeq names its product forkhead box L2 (gene FOXL2). Gene Ontology annotation, molecular function: DNA-binding transcription factor activity, RNA polymerase II-specific; RNA polymerase II cis-regulatory region sequence-specific DNA binding. NCBI's taxonomy places the organism in Eukaryota, Metazoa, Chordata, Mammalia, Tubulidentata, Orycteropodidae. The record is from RefSeq and is a predicted model, not a curated record. Gene Ontology annotation, biological process: anatomical structure morphogenesis; cell differentiation; regulation of transcription by RNA polymerase II.